Ananas comosus (pineapple) is the source of this 1802-nucleotide messenger RNA. RefSeq names its product ATP-dependent Clp protease proteolytic subunit-related protein 1, chloroplastic-like. The record is from RefSeq and is a predicted model, not a curated record. The coding region runs from base 113 to 1330 and encodes 405 amino acids. Gene Ontology annotation, molecular function: ATP-dependent peptidase activity; ATPase binding; serine-type endopeptidase activity. The transcript has 9 exons. Gene Ontology annotation, biological process: protein quality control for misfolded or incompletely synthesized proteins. Lineage: Eukaryota; Viridiplantae; Streptophyta; Magnoliopsida; Poales; Bromeliaceae. Gene Ontology annotation, cellular component: endopeptidase Clp complex.
AAAAAACAGUCCCCAAUCACUCGCGAUCCCGAGCGAGUUCCCGACUCAACCACGCUACUGUUAGGUAUUAUCACCACUUCGGAGCUCCUCCGCCGUGCGGUGAAGCGCAACCAUGGCUCUCGCUCUCCGAUGCCCCCUCGUCUCCGUCUCCGCCCUAUGCUCUUCGUCGUCGUCGUCGUCGUCCUCCUCCUCCUCCUCUUCUUCUUCUUCUUCUCCCCGAGGAGCGGCGGCGAAGAGCUCCUUUUUGCCCUCGCUCAAGCCGCUUCUCGCCGCGGCUGCGCCCAAUCCUCGCCCAGAUGCUUCUCGGAGGAGCAGGAUGAGUUUGAGAUGCGAGUCGGGGGAUCCCAAGAGCUACGACCACAUCCCGAAGCGGUUUCGGGAGGAAAAUCUCAAGGAUGGAUUGAUCAAAAAUUACAAGAAUGCUCCUCGACAUCUAUACGGCCUUACUGCUUCCCAGAUGGACAUGUUUAUGACAGAAGACAAUCCAGCAUCUAGGCAGGCAGAGAAAGUUACCGAGGAAAGCAUUUCCUCGGCUAGAAACUACCUCGAUAAUGGAGGUAUGUAUAGUUUAUCCGGCAUGACAGAUGGCUUCUCGAAAUAUAGUAUGAGUGUGAGUAUGUACCGAGGAGGAGCUCGAGGAUAUGGAAGACCCAGAACCGCUCCUCCGGAUUUGCCUUCUUUGCUCUUAGAUGCCCGAAUUGUCUACCUUGGAAUGCCUAUUGUUCCAGCUGUGACUGAGCUUCUUGUUGCUCAGUUUAUGUGGUUAGACUACGAUAAUCCCUCCAAGCCUAUAUACUUGUAUAUUAAUUCGUCAGGGACGCAGAAUGAGAAGAUGGAGACUGUUGGAUCUGAAACUGAGGCGUACGCCAUUGCUGACACUAUGGCUUAUUGUAAAUCCAAGGUUUACACAGUGAAUUGUGGCAUGGCCUAUGGCCAGGCAGCGAUGCUGUUGUCCCUCGGUGCGAAGGGUUAUCGAGCUCUGCAGCCAAACGCUUCCACUAAAUUGUACCUGCCUAAAGUUAAUAAAUCUAGCGGAGCAGUCAUUGAUAUGUGGAUUAAGGCAAAAGAACUCGAUGCGAACACUGAAUACUACAUAGAAUUACUGGCAAAAGGAAUUGGUAAACCAAAGGAGGAGAUUAAGAAAGAUAUUGAGCGCCCGAAAUAUUUCCAAGCACAAGAAGCGAUCGCAUAUGGAAUUGCAGACAAGAUUAUUGAUGCACGAGAUGCAGCAUUUGAGAAGAGGAACUAUGAUGAGAUGCUGGCACAGUCGAAAGCUAUGCGGAGGGGCGCAGGGGUUGGUCCACAGGCAGCUCCAUCCGGGUUUAGGUAGAUUUAGAAGCACAUACAGUGUCAAAGCAUCGUAAAAAGGUAUGAGUGUGGUCUCUGAAAGGAUGCAUGUAAGGAACUCGCGAAGCUUCUUUCUAGCUUAAAACAUGUAUACUAGAAGUUGCUUCCUGUCGUGCGCUUCCUCACUUGGAGGAUAACUUAACUGCAGUAGCUUCGAGGUUUAUACUUGUAUAAUGAAACCACCUUUAAUCUUCCGUUUGAGCGAGGAUGUUCUCUUUUUUCGGUGAUGACGCGAUUUCGAGAUGUUUGGCUGUAUACUGCUAGUGAUGUUUUCACAUAUAGUAAGUACCAUGGAUAGUAUGUGUUAGCAGCACUGAGUGGAAAUUAUUUAUACUAAAGCACCAAAGAUCCGAUCCAGCCUUGUUCACGACUUAGGAAAAUUAAAAUGAUGUUGCAAGUCUUUGUACUGUUUUUUCUUAUAUAUGAAUUGAGUCUCGACUAUUUGAGAGUUAGUA